CUCUCAUCAUAUUAUCUUGAAGUGCAGUGUAAAUGAUAUUCAUUGUGAUAUAAAUGCUAAGGAGAGCAAUAUUUGUUAUAUUUAUCAGUUGGAGAUGGAAGAAAAUUAGGGACUGUGGAAGAGGAGAGAGAAAGUUGUAUUUAAUAGAAAGUGGGAAGAGGGAGUUAGUUGUGUGCUGGUCACAGGCGAGGGAGGACGUCGCCCGCUCUGUCUGCCUGUCUGAGGACCACUCAACAUACUCAUCUACCUAAAGAAUCAUUGCAGCCUGCUGACCAGCUAAUGCAAAAUUGCACGCAAACUUAACUCCUCAAAACCAGUGCUUAUAGAAACCCCUGAAGCCUAGGACGGGGGUUAUAGAGCUGGCUUGUGUAAAGUUCAAAUUUCUCUCAAAUUUUACUUGGUUUACAACCAACAAUUUCUGGCGAAGGAGACUAUACCGGAGGUGCAGUGUGCCGGCGGCACAGCAGGCGAGGCCUCACAGAGGUCCCCCGGGCGUCAGCAGUGUGAAAAUAUAUAUAGUGGGUCCGGGGCCAAGCUCCGCUCCAACAUGGCGACCAGACUUCCCAACGUCUCCUUAUUAAAGGUCUUCAUGAUUGUUAUUUCCAUCCCUAUCACAGUGGUGUCGCUGUACGUGGUGGGCACCCACCUGAUGAAGGAGAGCCGAGAGUUCAAGGUGACGGAAGAGGUGUACUUCGAGGUAAGUCAGGACGGGCGGCGCCUCGGAGAGAUGGUCUUCGGCCUCUUCGGCGAGGUGGUCCCGCGCACCGUCGCCAACUUCGUCGCCUUCGCCACCAAGGGCUACAAGGGCUACUCCUACAGGGGUUCCGUCUUCCACAGGGUCAUCAAGAACUUCAUGGUGCAAGGAGGGGACGUGGUGAGUGGAGACGGCAAGGGGAGCAUCUCUAUAUACGGCACAACCUUCCCAGAUGAGAACUUCAUCGUCAAACACGGUGCUCCGGGCUUCCUCAGCAUGUCCAACAAGGGGAAGGAUUCGAACGGGUGCCAGUUCUUCAUCACUACGAUAUCCACACCUUGGCUCAAUACUCAACACGUCGUCUUCGGCAAGGUAUACCCCGAGUAUACUCAUACCCUGGUAUACCCCGAGUAUACUCAUACCCUGGUAUGCCCCGAGUAUACUCAUACCCUGGUAUACCCCGAGUAUACUCAUACCCUGGUAUACCCCGAGUAUACUCAUACCCUGGUAUACCCCGAGUAUACUCAUACCCUGGUAUACCCCAAGUUUACUCAUACCCCGAGUAUACUUAUACUCUGGUAUAUCCCGUGUAUACUCAUACCCCUGGUAUACACCGAGUAUACUCAUACCCUGGUAUACCCCGAGUAUACUCAUACCCUGAUAUACCCCGAGUAUACUCAUACCCUGGUAUACCCCGAGUAUACUCAUACCCUGGUAUACUCCGAGUAUACUCAUACCCUGGUAUACCCCGAGUAUACUCAUACCCUGGUAUACCCCGAGUAUACUCAUACCCUGGUAUACCCCGAGUAUACUCAUACCCUGGUAUACCCCGAGUAUACUUAUACCCUGGUAUACCCCGAGUAUACUCAUACACUCUAGAACCCCCAAAACACUCCUGCCCGCUUCAGUAUACCCCCAUAUAUACUAGUAUAUCCCUCGAGUUCUCCACGUAAUCUAAUAUACCUCAGCAUACUAUCAUUCACCGGCAGUAUACCUUGAGUAUAUUUACAUAUUGAGAGUAAUGACAGUCCUCUUAUGUUGUCGACUCACAUUCCCGAGUUCGAUUCCCGAGCGGAACGUAAAUGGUUAGGCACAUGUCCUUUCACCUCAUGCUUCUGUUCACCUAGCAGUCAGUAGGUACCCGGGAGUUAGGCAACUGUUGUGGGUUGCAUCCUGGGUGGAGGUGGGGGGGGCAGUGGUUCCACCUUGUAGGGGUAGAUCUCGAUAUAAAUAUAUAUCCAGGCUACCUGUCCCCGCAAGGAGGUACUUCGAGUAUAACUUAAGUGGUCACAUUGUUCCAUGUCCUCGCCCUUGAGCUGGUGGAGGGGGAGCCGGUGCUCGAGGAGGUCCAAUCAGUGGCCACGGAUUGGAACGAUCGGCCUCUGAGGGACGUUGUCAUCACCAAUUCUGGUCGUCGGGUCGUCAAGGAACCGUAUUUA
Molecule: messenger RNA, 2133 nt
Organism: Procambarus clarkii (red swamp crayfish)
Lineage: Eukaryota; Metazoa; Arthropoda; Malacostraca; Decapoda; Cambaridae
Source: RefSeq, a predicted model, not a curated record